GGGUUUAUGUGCUCGUAGUGAUCCCCAAGCUGAUCCAUAUGGAAGGGAAGGCCAGGUUCCCGUUGGAAAUGACACAUAUCUCCUAUGCCAUAUCACUUACUUAGUUAUUGUUAUUGAAUACUAUAUGAGUCCAUUUGCCAUAGAUCCAAUGAAUGGCCACAUGGGUGUCCUGGGGUGUCUUAACGUUGGCGCCAGUGAAAUUCUUACUUUUUAUGCAAUUAUGGCUAUUAAUCAGGGUAAUUUUGAAGGGCAGUUGAAGAUUAAAAAAGAGGCCGCUCAUUGCGAAUUUAUUUUCCACAUUAUUUAUGAUAUCAUAUCAAUCUUUGGUGGUGAGGGAUGUCAUCAUGAAGCAAUAGAAAAGAAUUUUAGUUAUGAAAUUAGUGUAGAAAAUAAUGAAUUAGUAAGGAAAAGUGAGAAAUGUAAUGAUUAUUUGAUUAUUAUUAUGAAACGAAAAAAUUCAAGUGAAAUUUUUGAAAAUCCUAGUAAAAAGGUAAAAGUAAAUUGUGAAAUUAUAGAUAUUUGCGAUAAGUACUAUUUAAUAUUGAUGGAAGAAUACAGAAUUAAAAGGAAUGAAAGCUUACAAAAGAAACGAGAUGAAGAAUACGAUAGUGAAAUAGCAAUUAUUGAAGAAGAAAAUUCGGAGGAAGAAAGAUAUGAGAUAAAUGGUGAUGGAAGAGUAGAUUUGCAGGAAAUUAAGAAUUGA
This is a messenger RNA of Rhizophagus irregularis DAOM 181602=DAOM 197198, 703 nucleotides long. RefSeq lists its product as uncharacterized. NCBI's taxonomy places the organism in Eukaryota, Fungi, Glomeromycota, Glomeromycetes, Glomerales, Glomeraceae. The record is from RefSeq and is a predicted model, not a curated record.